Mercenaria mercenaria is the source of this 891-nucleotide messenger RNA. RefSeq lists its product as uncharacterized. Lineage: Eukaryota; Metazoa; Mollusca; Bivalvia; Venerida; Veneridae. The transcript has 5 exons. The record is from RefSeq and is a predicted model, not a curated record. The annotation marks the transcript as partial.
AUGUCCGAGGAAAGUCUCGUAUUUUCUGUGUUGGGCCUGACUGUCAGGGGAUUUCAUCAUAAUGAUGACAAGUGGGUGCCUAAAGGAGGUCAGCGACUGUCAUGUGCCCUUCGUUCUGGCGCAAUUGAUGUAUUAAAAGAUGAUCAGUCAGUUGGGAAAGUUGCAACAGAAGCUCCUAAUAAGUGCAAAGACUGGCUUAAAGAAAAUGGAAAUAUUGAAGCUGUAGUUACAGGAUUGCCAAAAAAACAUCCUGGGAAGAAAGGAGAGGAAGUGCCUGUACUGUUUGUUUUUAGGAGCAUUAAGAACUUUAGAAUGAUUCAUUUUAAAGACGCAAUAACCACAGGCAUUUCGAAGCUGAAAAAGAAAUCAUUGAAGGUUGUGGAUGGAGAUGAAAGUGAAAAAAUGACAUUUUCAGAUACUGAUGAAACCCAGUUUGAAUUUUCCGUUAGGGGCAUGACAAUGAGAGGAUUCCAUGUUUACAAUGAAGUUCGGGUUCCAAGUAUUGGUGAUCGUAUUUUAUGUUCAGUGAGUGAUGACAACUCAGUUGAAAUGGUGAAAGAUGGUCAAACUAUUGGAAAAGUGGAGAUAGAAGGUCAAAAGUUAUUCAGGCAGUUCAUAAAUGCAAAUGGUGUUAUACACGCAGUUGUGAAUGCAAAACCAAAAGAACACAAAUCAAAGGGUGAAGAGAUUCCUGUAAUUUAUCAUUUCUCGGCAGAUGACUGGACAAACCGGCUUCAAAAUAUCAGAAAUAUGAUACGAAAAGAUAUAGAGAAAAGAAGUAAAAAGAAAAAGUGCCUUCAGUUUAUUUGUAGUGAGGAAUCACAAAAUGAGGCAGGACCCUCAUGUGAUAUGCAGUCUUUGGACAUGGCCGAUGGAUCAGGAGAAAAUAUG